This is a messenger RNA of Clunio marinus, 3377 nucleotides long. NCBI's taxonomy places the organism in Eukaryota, Metazoa, Arthropoda, Insecta, Diptera, Chironomidae. The record is from the annotation of a GenBank genome assembly.
CUAAGAAAUGAGUAACGGUUAAAUCGGUUAAGAUGGAAGACGAUCUGUAUACAGUAUUUCAAAAUUGUUUUAAUAAAAUUGCUAAUAAAGCUCCAGGUUCUGAAAAAACAACAUUCACUAAUGCAUAUCCAACAAUGGAAUCCGUCGGACUACAAUAUGGAUCAGAUGAAUUUGGAGAAGGGACAAUUAACGAUGGAAGAUUUGUGUCACCAAAGAGUGGACCUCUUUAUGCUCCUGAAAAUUUUUAUGAUACUGCAAGUGGAUCUUGGUAUUCAGCGUCAGGUGGAGGAAGUGGUGCUAGUGGAUCAUAUGUCUCACAACAAUCAUCUGGAAGUUAUCAUAAUGUAAAUCAUCCAUCAAAUAUGAACCAUCAAACUUCCCCUCAUGAGCACUAUGGUAUUUCUCCACACAUGGAAGCACCUCAUAUGAGCACAACUCCACAACCUUUGCCACCGAUGAGUUCUUUUCGAGGUGGAAACACUAAUGGAGCUUCAACUGCGACUGUUGCGCCUGUUUCAACGAAUCCAGCCAUUUACAAUCCAACUCUCACACAUCAUGCACCAUCACAUAAUUUGCAAAACGAUACUUUAGUUGGAAAAGCACUUCAAACGAUGUAUCCAAAUGAUCAAAGCAUCAGCAGUUAUAGUUCUAAUCCAUCAACUCCCGUGAAUUCUCCUCCACCACUUACUCAAGCUUCUGGCACUGCAUUGACAAUUCAUAACACAACACCAACUUCUUCAUGGCAGCAAUUAACACCGACAAAUGUUAUCCUAAAUAACUCAUCAGCACAAGUUCUUAAUGGCAUGCAAAACGGACAGUAUGCAACAGAAUUGGUUCAUCGUGGUUUACACAUGUCACAUCAACCUGAAUUAUUGGACGAAGCUUUUGGUAUGCUCAGAGAUCAGGCACAAAAUACUACGGGAGCAAGAAUGGAAGAGCGUCUUGAUGACGCGAUUAAUGUUUUAAGAAGCCACUGUGAACCACAGCUAGCUCUGCCACUUGGUAUGGAUGGAGCAAAUUUAAGUGGCCAUUCAUCAUUCGGACCUUCACAAGCUCCUUCAAGUCAAUCGUCUGGCUCUGUUCUCACCUCAGAUGCUGGUGUUUCGCUACCAAUCGACAUACCAGUCAAAGUUGAGCGAACGAAUGUACCUUCAGCUGCAAAAAAAAGAAAAGAACCUCCAGAUUCUGAUACAAAACCAAGCAGUAGUUCAGUGAGUGGAACAGCAAUAAACAAGGCCAAUGGACAGAAAAGACAAAGACGAUACAAAACAUCUCGCAGUUGUUCCAGUGCCGACGAUGACGAUGAUGACGAAGACUUAGAUCCUAGCGAAAAAGAUCGAAAAGAGAAGGAACGACGACAAGCCAAUAAUGCCCGGGAAAGAAUUAGAAUCCGUGAUAUAAAUGAAGCACUAAAAGAGUUAGGGCGAAUGUGCAUGUCGCAUCUAAAAUCUGACAAACCGCAGACAAAAUUGGGAAUUCUAAAUAUGGCUGUGGAGGUAAUAAUGACGCUUGAGCAACAAGUCAGAGAAAGAAAUUUGAAUCCUAAAGCCGCUUGCUUGAAACGGAGAGAAGAAGAGAAAGCAGAAGACGGGCCAAAAAUCCCACAGCACCACUUACUACAACAAGCUCCAUAUCCUGCUCUGCCGGGACCUCCGCCGAAUCUUCCUCACAACCCUCAACAAUAGCAUUUUGACAUUUGGUGAUAAAUAUUUGAAAAAAAAACAUAGAGAAGGAAGAUAAAAGUAUAUCCGUUUUAUAUUAAAGAGAUGAAGUUUAUAGACACAGAAAAUAUCAAGAGACAAAAAUACAUCAUCGACUUUGAUAUUUUUAAGAUAUGUAAGAUUCUCUUGAAUCGUAGUAAUCCAUGAUGAUUCAGUUUUUAAAAAAGAUAACUUUUAAAAGGAGUUAUAUCUAAGAAUGUAUAUAGCUUAAUUGUAUUAAGGCGAUUGACAAACAUAUGAUAGACAGAUUUCAUACAUAAGUUUUUUUUUUCAUAAAUAAUCGAGCUAAGAAGCAAGGAGUUUAAAUAUUAAUUUUUUAUUAGUUGUUAAGUUGAAAUUUUCUUCUUUUUUUAACUCUGUUAAGUCGACAUUUAUCAUAUCGAUAUUAGAUUUAUUUUUCUUUCAAAAGUAAUGGAAAGUACUUCAAUAUUUAUCUAACUAUCAGCGGUCUUGUUUUUGCUACUUAAACACCUACUUACUUAAAUAAAAGAAAAUUAAUUUUGAUUUCACGCUACCAGUUACAAACAAUUUAAUUAGAUUACGAUGAAGAAUUUAUUCCUUCAGAAAAAGUAAUAAAAGAUUUGAAACUUUAUAAUUAGUUUUCAUCAACGAAUCCCUUUUCUGUGCCAUCAAGUCUUUUAUUUUUUAAAUUAUACCUUUGAUUUCUACAUGAUAUGAUGAUCAUCUUCGGUACAUUAGAAGACACAUAUAAUCGCUAGCUUUUAAGCAAAGACAUAAAUGAAUAUUUCCUCUUGAUUCAUUUCUAAAGGAUGUUUUGGAUGUUAAAAUGAAAUCUUUUACGUUACAAUAUAAUUACUUUAUUACAUUUAUUAUUUUUUAAUACUUAUUAGAUAUCUGUUACAUUCUCGCUCCCUUUUAUAAAUAACAUCAUCAAGAGGGUUUUCCAGUGUGCUUUCUCCAAUGCUGCUCAAUAAUAUUGAAAAAAGAAAAAAGUUACAUUAAGAAAAAAUAUUGAUUAAGUCUAUGAAACGAUCAUUUCUGCUGAGAACAACAAGUUGGAAUGUAGAAAAAUGAGAAUUUUUCGCAAUGUUUUUAAGAAAAGGAGGAAUUCUUAAAUAUUUUUAAAUCAUUUAGUUAUUUAUAAUCCAAUUAAACGAUGCGAUCAUGUAGUUUUCUUUUUGAAAAAUAAAAUUAUAAUAAAAAAAUAUACAUUCUAUAUUUUUAAAGAAAUGCAAAAAAAGUUCUGCUGCUUCAGUGAUGAUUUAAGUUUACUUAUAAAAAGAAAAAAAUAACAUCUUUAGAAAGAAAGUUGUUCGUUCAAUUAUGAGAACAUUUUGAAAUAAUUUCUAAUCUUAAUCUAAUGAAGGAAAAGAAUUAAAUAAUAUUAUAAACAUUCUGUAUUUCAAAAUUUGUCUUAUAAGGGCGUCUGUCUACAAAGAAAAAAUGCACAAAGAAAAUGAAUGUGGCCAUCGAUGAAAUUUAAAUUUUUCAUAGACAGUUAGGUACAUAUUUCCUGGAAUUAUUGAAUUCAGUGUCAAAAGCAUGCAACUCUUACAUACAAAGACUUCUUUUUUAUGGAUUAAAAAAAAUUACAAAUUUUUUUCAAAUCUCAUUUAUUCCACAAUUUUUAUUUAGUUUGGAAUUUAUCUUUAUGAUAAAGCAAGCAGAAAAUAAAAGGUGAAUUGAACUUACGCC